Messenger RNA from Paramecium sonneborni, 1380 nucleotides. The record is from the annotation of a GenBank genome assembly. NCBI's taxonomy places the organism in Eukaryota, Ciliophora, Oligohymenophorea, Peniculida, Parameciidae.
AUGAAUGAAUCUUGUUAAGAAAUCAGAGUGUUUUGUUUUAAAUGUUUACAAAAUGAAAAACAUAAUUCACAUGUUAAGGAUAUUCAUAAGAUAGAUAAUUUUGAGAAAGUUCUUUCUAAUUAGAUUGAGAAUUUAAUCAAGGAACUAGAAAAGAAAAUCAAUCUAAUAUAGACAUUAUUUAUAAAAUUGAAGAAUGCAUGUUAAACUAAAUACUAGGAUAGCUAUAAAAAAUUAGAUGAUUUAAAUAUGAAAGAAAUUCAUGAAUAUAUUAGUAAUUAAAUAAGAAUUUAAAAAGAGAGUAAGACUAUAUUUGAAAUAUUAUAUAAAAGUUCAGAAAAUAUGAUUUAAGCAUUAAAAUUAAAUACAAAUGAUUUUUCCUAUUGUGAUAAUACAAUAAAAAAAGUUAAAAAGGAAUCAAUAACAGGAUAUAGUAUUAUUCAUUCAAUAGAAGAAGAAUAAAUAAAUGCAAUAGAAUUUAAUAAACAAUCUAAUUUAAUGAUAGUAGGAUAUGAAUCAAGGAAAAUUAAUGUUUUUUAAUUUAAUUAAGGAAAGAUAAAGUUAAUUUAAAAAUUAAAGGUUCAUAAAAAUAGUGUAUAUUGUUUAUUAUGCAUGAAAUAAACAAGUUCAUUUUUUUCUGGAAGUUGUGAUAAAACAAUAAUUCUAUGGGAAUAAUAAAAUAAUAAAUAAUGGAAUUUAAAACAAAUAUUGACUGGACAUUUAGGAGGAAUAAGUUGUUUAGCUUUAAAUAGAAAUGAAGAUUUAUUAUUAUCAGGUAGUGAUGAUUUUACAAUAAAAACUUGGAAACGUGAUUAAGAUAUUUGGAUAUUUUGUCAAAAUAUAAUAGGUCAUUAUCAUUAUGUUUGUGCAAUUAGUUUAAAUGAUGAUGCAAACUAUUUUAUUACUUGUUCAAAAGAUAGAUAAAUUUUAGUAUUUGCUUUUGAUGAUUAAUAAUAAUUAUGGUAAUUAUAAUAGACAAUCUUAACUAGAAAUGGAGGUCGAAGAUUGUGUUUUAUUAAUAAUUCUUAAUUUGCUUUUCAACCUGAAAGAAAAAAGAAAUUACAUAUUUAUUAGAAAAAUGAUCAUGAUUCAAAAUUCAUUAAAAGUAAAGAAGUAUCUAUUUAAACUGGUAGUAAUAAUGCUAAUAAGAUUUGUUUUUGGUUCUUCCCUUAAUAAUUCAUAAAAUCUUAAUCUAUUCUUGUAAAUAAAUAGAUUAGAUCAAUCAAUUUAAUAAGAGUUAAUGAAAAUGAUGAUUAUGAAUUAAUCUAAUAUAUAGAUUUUUAAACCAAUCGAAUUAUUGGUAGAAUGACAGAAGAUGGAGAAUAUCUAGCUACAUGGGAUGAUAAAACAAAGAACUUAUAAAUUAGAUAAGCUAAAGAUUGA